This is a messenger RNA of Naumovozyma dairenensis CBS 421, 2925 nucleotides long. RefSeq names its product oxysterol-binding protein related protein OSH3 (gene OSH3). Lineage: Eukaryota; Fungi; Ascomycota; Saccharomycetes; Saccharomycetales; Saccharomycetaceae. The record is from RefSeq and is a predicted model, not a curated record. The transcript has a single exon. Gene Ontology annotation, cellular component: perinuclear endoplasmic reticulum; intracellular membrane-bounded organelle; plasma membrane. Bases 1 to 2925 code for a protein of 974 amino acids. Gene Ontology annotation, biological process: piecemeal microautophagy of the nucleus; endocytosis; ER to Golgi ceramide transport. Gene Ontology annotation, molecular function: sterol binding.
AUGGAAACUAUUGAUAUCCAGAAUAGAUCGUUCGUGGUCCGUUGGGUGAAAUGUUCCAAAGGCGACGUGAUAAAUUAUCAAUUGAAACCAUUAAAGAAAUCAAUUGAGUUGGGGAUCUAUAAAAAACAUAAAUCGAACGUGGAUUCUCAGCCAGCUGCGGUCCAUAUCGCACAAGAUACUAAGGCUCUUUUAGAUUAUACCAAUAAGACAUUACAACAUAGAAGGUACUCCUCAGGGUUUGAAAAUGAACAUAAUUUGAAUUCAUCACACUCUUCUCUUUCCAUUAGUAACAUUCAACAACAAUCUCAAGAAAUUCCACUUCGUGAUCGAUUGGCAGCUUCUGGUUUCACUCUAGUGAAGUGGGUCGGCCAUAUUCAAGGAAACAACAUGAUGCAAAAUGUCCUUGAUGUGAAGGAUAAUGAUUUUUAUUAUGCAUUUAUACUAGAUAAUACAUCAUCCAAGAAUGUGAAGAAAAAGGUUUUGUUCAAAGCAGGGGUCAUUAAUGAUGAUAACCAGUCUAUUAUAAGUACGAGAUCAUCACCUAUUCUUACAAGACCUUCUUCAAAUGUAAGGAUGACACCGACUUCGGCUUCGUCCCAUGUUAAGGAUACUUUACUCAGAGUCGACCAAGGGAGAUACUUGCAAGGGUAUCUUUUGAAGAAAAGAAGAAAAAAAUUACAAGGUUUCAAGAAAAGAUUUUUCACAUUAGAUUUUAAGUAUGGAACAUUGUCAUAUUAUUUAAAUGAUCAUAAUCAAACUUGUCGUGGUGAAAUUGUUAUUAGUCUUUCCACAGUAAGUGCAAAUAAAAAAGAUAGAUUGAUCAUAAUUGAUUCUGGAAUGGAAGUAUGGGCUUUGAAGGCUACCGAUACAAAGAAUUGGCAAAAUUGGGUAGAUGCUUUACAAUCCUGUUUUGAAUCUCAAAAAUUACUCGAUAAAGAACUAGAACGGAAAUUAUGUGAAGAUGAUGAGAAGAUGGGAGAUAAAGAAAUAGAGAAGACAGCAACCACACAAAAUAUAAAUGCUUCAUUAACAGAGAACGAUACAUUCUCACUUUCUGAAAAUGUUGAUAUAAAGACCUUGAUUGAAAAUUACGUACCUUUACCUGACAAAACAUAUACUACAUUUACUACGAACUUAAAGUUAAUACAACAAAAGUUGGAAAGUUGUAAAAAUGAUUCACUUUCCUACACUUACACACCAUCUGAGAAAGAAGAGUUACCUUUGAAACCAAUGGUAGUUAGAUCAUCAUCUUCUUCAUCCUCUAUGUUUACGGGGAACAAAGUGAGAGCUUUCGAAAAGUUUAAUUCCGCAAUGGAUUCGAGUGAAUCUCUUAUUUCUCCAUUAAAUAAAGAAAACCAAGAGAUAAGUGAAUCUCAUGAACUUUACAAACGAUUAUCUGAAUUAGAAUCAUUUGUAGAUCAAUUUGUGAUUCAAAGUGAGCUACUUUUGAAAGAUUACAAACAUAUUACAAAACAUGCCCGAGAAACAAGUAGACUUUCUUUAACGUCCGGAUUUAGCGAUAACGAUGAAUACUUUGACGCAAUCGAUCAUAUCAGCCAAGGCGUUAUACUAUUAGAAGAUGAAGAGGCCGACGAAGUAGAAUUGACCACUUCUAUGUCGGCAUCACAAAUGGCUAAAGUUAGUGCUGAUAUGUUCAAUCAAUUCUCUAAGGUUGAAGAAGGAGAGGAAAAAGAGCAAGAAAAAGAAACAGAAGAAAACGAGAUGGAAAUAACUUCAAAUGGUGGCAAAGUCGCCCAAAAGCAUAUUAAAAUAGUUAAUGAUUUAUACCCACUCCCUUUUUCUAAGACAGUCAAACGUCGUAAUGAUGUUCCCAUAUGUAAAACUAUACCACCAAGUUUGUUAUCAUUUCUGCGGAAGAAUGUUGGUAAAGAUUUGACUUCAAUAGCUCUACCGGUGACAUCUAACGAACCUAUCACAAUUUUACAAAUGAUUUCCGAAUCUUUCCAGUAUGCAUCUUUGUUAACAAAUGUAGUAAGCGGACCACCAGAAUUCCCACCUAUCACUGCAGUAACAUUAUUUGCAAUAUCUUUCCUUUCUGUACAUAGAGAUAAAACAAGAGCAUUAAGGAAACCUUUCAAUCCAUUACUAGGGGAAACGUACGAAUUAGUUCAAGAUGAACUAGGAUUCAGACUAAUUGCAGAGAAAGUUUCGCAUAAACCUCAAAUUUUUGCUUUCCAUGCUGAACAUAACGACUGGGAAUGUAAUUAUACAGUAACACCCACCCAGAAAUUUUGGGGAAAGUCCAUUGAACUGAAUAAUGAAGGUGUUUUCAAAUUAAAAUUGAAAGCAACGGGUGAACUCUUCGAGUGGGAGCAACCGACGACAAUGUUGAAAAAUUUAAUUGCCGGUGAAAGGUACGUGGAACCAAUUAACGAUUUUGAAGUCAUCUCGUCAAAUGGUAGCAAGGCUAAAAUAGAUUUUGAAAGGACAGGAAUGUUUAGUGGUAGGUCAGAAGCAGUUAAUGUUUCUAUAAUGAAUAAAGAAAAGAAAGAAAUAUCACAAGUCGUUGGCAAGUGGUCAGAGUCAUUGAAAGAUGGUAAAACGAAGAAAAUUCUUUGGAAACCUGAUCCUUUGUUGAAAGACUCAAAGAAAAAAUAUGGGUUUACUCAAUUUUCUGCCAAUUUGAAUGAAAUUACUGAUAUUGAACGUGACAUGUUACCGCCGACUGAUUCUCGAUUAAGACCUGAUGUUAGAAGUUAUGAAAAUGGUGAUGUUACUAAAGCUGAAGCGUUAAAGUUAGAGUUAGAACAGAAACAAAGGGAAAGACGUAAUAAAAAGCAAGAUGCCAAACCACGAUAUUUCAAGAAGGAUUCUCUCAAUAAUUGGAAAUAUAUCGAAGGUCCAAAUAGUUAUUGGGAAAAAAGAAGACGCCAAUCCUGGGAAGAUAUUGCGCCGCUUUGGUAG